Molecule: messenger RNA, 696 nt
Organism: Didymosphaeria variabile
Lineage: Eukaryota; Fungi; Ascomycota; Dothideomycetes; Pleosporales; Didymosphaeriaceae
Exons: 1
Coding region: 1-696 (231 amino acids)
Source: RefSeq, a predicted model, not a curated record
AUGCCGAGGUAUUUACAGUCUUGCAAAGAGUUGGACAGAGUUCGUCAAAGACAGGCAAGACUUGCAGAUGCGCUCAAUGAUCAUAUACCAAGCCUGGAGGCUCAAUUCAAGCUUGCAGUGGAAAGACUUGAUAGCUGGCUUGGCAAGCUGAAAGCUCAGCAGGACGCCGCAAAAGCAGAUACAGAUAGAGCCUUGAAGGACUUCUAUCAAAAAACACUUUUGGUAUACAAAGGGCUUCUCUUGGGCGAGGAUCAAGAGGUCUACGAAGCUUACGCUCGCGAUUCGACGGAAAAGGCAAAGCCGAAAAAAUACCAGAAGCUCGAGGAGGACCUGCGUCGACUGCAAGCUCAGAGGUCGGAUGCGCAGGACAAGAAAAGAGUGUAUCUUCGGUUUCUCAUUGUUCUUCAGACAGGUAAAGAUUUUGCAGAACGAAGGAAGGUGACAGAAGACGAUGAGGCUUCGCAAGCCGAGACACGAUUAGCGCAGAUAUAUCUCGAGGAAUUAGAGGCGUUCACACAGGAUCAAGAGGAGAGGGCGCAAACGAGGGAGCUUCUGCAUUCUCUCGCUCGGCCAACGACAUCAGCAGGGGGCCAGGUUAGCGUCAAUGAGGACGACCUCGCGACGCGACAGCCGCAGUCCAGGCCGGAACCCAACGAUGCUACAGCUGACGCCAAUCUCUCAGUCAUCUCAACCUGA